Messenger RNA from Rhododendron vialii, 930 nucleotides. Its product is annotated as E3 ubiquitin-protein ligase RING1-like. The record is from RefSeq and is a predicted model, not a curated record. Gene Ontology annotation, biological process: protein ubiquitination. The transcript has a single exon. The coding region runs from base 191 to 748 and encodes 185 amino acids. NCBI's taxonomy places the organism in Eukaryota, Viridiplantae, Streptophyta, Magnoliopsida, Ericales, Ericaceae.
GAGAUUGUCUAAAAGUCCUCUAUUUUUAAUUUCUUAGCCCUCUAAUCUUCACAUCAUUGUCAAUCACUCGUACUAAAUAUGCAAUUUUCUCUUCAAUACUCAACACAAACCAUUGACUUCUUCUUAAAACUCACAUUUUUCCAUUUUUCCCCCACCCCCCCCAAAAAAAAAAAACUACUAAACUGAUCAUAUGCCAACCCAUCUCUCCCCACCACCACCUCCGCCGCCGCCACAAUACAACAUGCCCGUGUUUUACUACGGCCUGCUGGUAGUCGGAACCACCGGAAUCAUCCUCGCCCUCUACAACCUUAUCAUCAUAAGGUUGUGCACUGGGCAGCACCACCACCUCCACCGCCAGUCCCGGCCCGGUCCGCCGCGUCCGGCUAACCGGACUCCGGUACCAGGCUCGAGCCGGAGCUUUGAUAAUCAGAACACACGCCUGAUGUCGAGUUUCAAGUACAAGAAAGGCGAAGGAGCACUGAAUGGUCGUCAGGAUCAACAGGAUUAUGAGUUGGAAUGCCCUGUUUGCUUGUCUGUUGUUGAAGAAGGGGAAGAAGUGAGGCAAUUGCCAAGGUGCAAGCACUCUUUCCAUGCCCCUUGUAUUGAUAUGUGGCUCUACUCUCACUUUGACUGCCCGGUUUGUCGGGCUCCGGUGGAACCGCCGGUUCUCCGGCUGCAUACGGCCGUGAUGGAUCAUCCAUCAGAGAAUUCCAGAGAAGGGAUGAUAGAUGCAGGCAACUUAGUUUAGUCUAGUUGUUUUCUUCUUUUUCAACGAUUUAUUUCUGUCUAUAUAAAGUUGUAAUCAUGUGCAUUAUCUGUAGUUUUGUGAACAGAAAAAUCUGAGGGGACAGAUUCCAAUAGUCCAAUGCAAAAUGUUGGGUGGGCUUCUUCGUUUUGGUAUUUGGAUUUUGGAUUUUGAUUGGGAAGAGA